AUGGUCGAGUCCUUUGACAUUCAGAACCUCCUCCAGACGGGGUACUUUACAACAUCCCGGGCCAAGAGCCCAAAGCCGCAAUCAUCCUCACAGUUCGAAGCUAGCUCCCACUCCAAACCUACGUCGUCUUAUUCCUCGUCCUAUCAGUCGACUUACCAACAAUCCGCACGACCGUAUUCCUCUAACUCGUCGCGUGCGCCAAGGGUCCGCCCGCCGCCACCUUCUGUUGAAGAUGAGGAAACCUCACUCAAGAGAGAACAUGGGUCAUACUAUGUCAAGAACCCAGAGGGCGAACCUCCGUCCCGGGGAGAAAUCGACCAGACUCCAUUGAUUAUGGAAGUUCAUGAGUACAAUCCAGAGCGUCGUUUCGUCAUCUUGACAGGCUCGUCGAGUGGAUCCGAAGGCGGGGAGACAGAGCGGAAGACAGUGCCAGUGCAACCACGACAAGAGCGUGUUGAGAAACCGCCGCGUUUCGAGAGACCGGACCGACCAGAACGAUUCGAGCGAUCAGAGCGCACUGAAAAGCCUGAACGGGUUGGGAGAUCUGAACGAGUUGAGCGAUCCGAGCGACCUGAACGAGUCGAGAGGCCUGCACGAACUGAGAGGCCUGAGCGGGGCGAACGAAACGAGCGGAUUGAACGAAACGAGCGACCUGAACGAAAUGAGCGGGUUGAACGGGUUGAGCGAAACGAAAAACCGUCCAGCGAUACUCAUGCCGAUACGAAGUCAAGUCGACGAUACGACACCAAUCUCAACACCGGCGCGCCAACAAGCAGAGAUCGCAGCAGGCCUCCAUUGGAGAAGCGCCGAAGUCGGCAAGACUUGCCCCGACUUGACACUGAAUUUAGGGACGACCAGCUGCCCGAAAAGUAUCGUAGUCGCCCGUCUGCUGCAGCAAGCAGCCGACCAGACCAACCUCCUGUGCGACCACCAAAGAUUCCAAUCGACCCACCACUUCCACCUGAAGUUAUCAAGCAUAGCGCAGGCGGCCGUGAGAAGGCCUACCAUAGUUAUGCGCAUCCUCAGAGUUCCAGUCGCAGAUCGCCAACUCGACCAACUUAUUCCACCAAUCUGCCAGAUGACCGACGAUAUGAGGGAACUCAUACCCGCACCUCUUCAACUGCAUCCACUUCCAAGCGCUCAAACGUUGAACCUGAGAAGCCAGCUCGACCACUUUCGAAAGAGAGGGUUGGUGAAACUCCUUACCGCAGCGAGUACGUACCACCCAGGACCACCAAAAAGGAGAGGUCGCCCUCAUAUGGUCGAGCAGACCGAGAGGACCUUGGCCGGGCUUCGACAUACCCCUCUCGAGAGACAGCACCUCGCCGAGAUGAUCGUCGAGACGAGCGUAGGGAUGACCGCCGUGAUGACCGUCGUGACGAUCGUCGUGACGGACGUGACAACCGCGAUGGUCGCGACGACCGUGGGGAUGAUAACCGCUCUGGUGACGAGCAUCCCAAGGGGCCACGGGAACUCCACGCACGGCGGAAAAAGUCUGUCAUACUUCAGGACGAACGCGACUCACAGUCCAAACUUGAAAAAGUCGACGCCCCUACUGGCCCCAGGUCUGGACCUCGAUUACCUAUGGUGCCUAUACCAAUUCCGAUUACCUCUGGUUCCAGCUCCGCUCCUUCAGAUGACUUGCCUCCAAACCCACGAGCUGCAGCAACUUUCCCAACUGCUGGAGACUUACAUGCUCUCCCCGAGAGACCCAAGAACGAACUUCCCUAUCCCGUGGAUGACGAACCAUUUGAUCCUCUUGAUCCCCGGGGAAGCAUUGAACGAUUCAGCAGGCCACGAUCUCGCUACGAGGUAGACCCGAUCGUCUCUAUGCCUGAUAUCCCGAUACCCGUUCCUAUCGGUGGCCCUGAAACACCCCUCGAGAUGAGACCUGCAUCAGCCAUACCGUCAAGUGUACGUCCUCCUCUCUCGUCGCAGCCAUGGCAACCACCGGCUUUCGAUCCUAAUCGAGACGGGGUUUACCUGGAGAAACCCGUUGGUGCCGUUCGGCGACACUCGGAGCAUACAGAAGCGACCGGUGGCACCACGUUCCCGGAGUGCCGACGCAAACAUCCUGUAGCAGGCUUGUUCGACUGGCUCACUUUGCCACGGACAGACUUCAAUAUCUGCCCGGACUGUUACGGUGCUGUCUUUUCGAAGACCGAGUACCGACACCUCUUCCAGCCCAUGCUUCGCCCGACGGACAGGCCUAUCGCCUGUGACUUUGGCGUUGGCCCUUGGUAUCGCAUAGCCUGGCUUCUCACCCUGAAGAACAACUUGCCAGACUUGCGGUUGUUCCACGAUGUUGCCAGCGUCAUCUCUGAUACUAAAAACAUUCCAUGCCCUGGUGACAGGACAACUAUUCGUAAUUGGCUGACGCUUUACAAUCCGUACACGCGACAGCUUGUCUACGAUUUCACCGUUUGCCCCCAGUGCGCCAAGAUCAUACAGGCUUUGCUUCCUAACCUUACUGGCAUUUUUAUUCCCCUUGAUUCCCGCUCAGAGCCGACAAGGGGCCUUUGCGCAAUGCGAUUCAAGCCGAAGCGGAAACGGUUCGUCAUGUAUUUCGACGCCAUGGAGACCACCUCGGAUCAAGCCCGCCUGGAACACGAGGAGCCAGAUAUCAAGAGUCUUGCUCAAGAGGUGGAAAGAAUGGCUGCCGUCAGCGAAUGUCAGGAGGACACACCCAUUCACAACGGGUAUUGGCACACCAUGCAGUUCCUCCGUCAGUUCUCUGUCUGCGGCGAGUGCUUUGACGAGGUUGUCCGGCCAUUGAUUAAAGGCGACAAUGUUAUUGCUCGCAACUUUUAUAUGAACCCCCAGAGGUUACCGGUGGCAACAUGCCAACUCUACUCUCCCAGAAUGAGGGAGAUCUUCCAAAAGGCUUGUCGUUGGAAUGACCCCAAGUACCUAGAAAACAAGGUCAUUGAGCGGAUGGAUAUUGAGGCCAGGAUUCACGACAAGCUGGCCAAAUUGGACAGGUCAGGAAACGAUGAGGAGUGGGUGGAUGAACAGGUGGACAAGUUGAUCCAGGAGUGGAAGAGAUGGGAGUGA
Messenger RNA from Fusarium vanettenii 77-13-4, 3054 nucleotides. RefSeq lists its product as uncharacterized. NCBI's taxonomy places the organism in Eukaryota, Fungi, Ascomycota, Sordariomycetes, Hypocreales, Nectriaceae. The transcript is spliced from 3 exons. Bases 1 to 3054 code for a protein of 1017 amino acids. The record is from RefSeq and is a predicted model, not a curated record.